AUGCUGGAACAAUCAGACAAGUUAGAAGUCACCCAAUACAGCAUAGCUGGCGGAAACUGGAACUCCCAAUACCAAAUCCUGUCCGACAACACACCAAUUUACCAUGUCGAAAACACAAGUCCAUCAUCCGACAAACCAGAACUAACAUUCUACACCGGAAAUUCCACCAAGGGACCAGUCGCGGGAAACGGGAAAUACAUUCGUUUCUCAUCAGAUGUCAAAAUCAACCUGGGCGAUCCAGACAAUGCCGACACAAUACGCACUACCUUAAGCAAGAAAGGUUUCCUCUCGCCCCGACAUUCAUUCUCAAUGGAUCUCCAUGGUGAAAACCGGACUUUCACGUGGAAGAAUACUGAGUCUCAUGAGAGUUUUGGUCCCACGGGGAGUUAUAAAAUGGUUGAUGAGGGGAAUCAGGUUGUGGCUGUUCUUUGUCCUGGGGGUGGUCGUGUGCAAAAGGAUGGUUAUGUGAAUGUUUAUGUAUUUUGGGGUGAGGGUUUUGAUUUAAUGGUUCUUGUUACUGCGCUUGUUCUUCGGGAGAAGACGAGACGGGAGAAGGGGGAGACUACGUAUCUUGGUGCUGGGGUGUCGCCUGCCGGGGGGUCGCCUGCUCCUGGGUUUUGA
Penicillium antarcticum is the source of this 621-nucleotide messenger RNA. RefSeq lists its product as uncharacterized. The transcript has a single exon. The record is from RefSeq and is a predicted model, not a curated record. The coding region runs from base 1 to 621 and encodes 206 amino acids. Lineage: Eukaryota; Fungi; Ascomycota; Eurotiomycetes; Eurotiales; Aspergillaceae.